ACAAAAGUUCCUCUCAGAAAGAGGACUGGCUUGCUUGCUCCUUCAGUUCCUCUCUCUCUCUCUCUCUCUCUGCGAGAAAAUGGAGGACGCGCGAAAGAGAGACGGUUCGGCCACGGACGAUUUAAGCGGCGAGGACAUUCUGGCUUGGCUCUCGACGGAGGAAGACACGGUGUCGCAGCUCAUGGAGCUCUUGGACGGCGACGACGACGAAGACGCGGCGGAGAAGAGCUCGGUGAGGUUCGUCGAGGACCCAUACUCGUCGCCGCUGGUCUUCCAGUCGUCGUACGUAACCAUCAACGGAAACGAAGAGAGCUGUGGGUCGUCGUUCUCGGACUCGGACUCCUCGGUCAUGGUUGGCAUUGGGAGGUUGGUAGGGGGCGGCGUCGCGUGGGGUUCAAGCGAAGGGGCGGCUAGCGGGUGGGUGGAGGCUGCGGAGAUCAAGGAUUCGGUGGACGGCUGUGAUGUGUUUGAUUGGCAUGAAUCGGAUGGUGAAGUGCUCGCCACGUUUCUGGGUGAAGAUUUUGAGCAGUAAAUACUGAAUAGUGGUUUAUUUUUCUUCUUCUUCUUCUUCUGAAAAGCUGCUUUUUAGGGUUUAUGAUGGGUUUGGUAGGUUUAUUAAAAGUUAUAUUACGUCUAAUCUUUUAUUGAUUA
Messenger RNA from Corylus avellana, 651 nucleotides. RefSeq lists its product as uncharacterized. Lineage: Eukaryota; Viridiplantae; Streptophyta; Magnoliopsida; Fagales; Betulaceae. The record is from RefSeq and is a predicted model, not a curated record.